Molecule: messenger RNA, 6134 nt
Organism: Cyprinodon tularosa
Lineage: Eukaryota; Metazoa; Chordata; Actinopteri; Cyprinodontiformes; Cyprinodontidae
Gene: pdgfrb
Product: platelet-derived growth factor receptor, beta polypeptide
Exons: 23
Coding region: 416-3724 (1102 amino acids)
Biological process (GO): cell surface receptor protein tyrosine kinase signaling pathway; positive regulation of kinase activity; multicellular organism development
Cellular component (GO): signaling receptor complex
Molecular function (GO): platelet-derived growth factor beta-receptor activity; ATP binding; platelet-derived growth factor binding
Source: RefSeq, a predicted model, not a curated record
AAGGAGUGUGUGUCUUGCAUGUCUUCACUGGUAAUGUCUUUCUCUUUUUUCAAACUCACUCCACUCAUUCUGAGUGUUAAGGCUCUUUAGUACGGGUUAAUAGAGCAAAGAGAGAGAGAGAGAUGGAGAGAGACCCCCAUGUUGCUGUGAUUUGACUAAACAAACAGCCAUUCUCCAAGCAGUACCUCCUCCCAACGGACUCCUGGGACAGCAGAGAUUAACCUCAGACUGAACAUCUGAGAGAGCUGGACAUUUGAAGCAGCACACCCUGAAGGGGCAACAGCUGGAGAACUCGUCUCUGGUUUUCCUUCGCCGGCCGACAGUUUUCCCCUAUUUAGAGAGGGGUCAGAGAGGGAAGACUCAUCUGUGUCUGGAGGAGCGUUCUGAAGAAUUGUGGGGUCACGAGGCAGCCGCGAUGAGGAGGCUGGUAGCAUCUGUGCUCCACCUGAUGGUCGUUUAUACAGCUUUAGUGCCUUUCUGUUGUAAAGUGCACAGCCUGGAGAUCUUCCCCAAUGCAGAAGAGUUCAUCCUGAUUCAAGGCUCGUCUCUCAACCUAACCUGCUCUGGCUCCUUGAGUGCAACUUGGGAGUUUAAGAGGGAUGAUACACCAAACAUCCUUGAUGAUCUAGAUGAACAUGGAAAUCCAAGAUACAUAUUAUUUCAAACCGAUCCCACAUCGGUUUCCCUGACCCUGAAUAGAGUGAGUUGGAGGCAUACUGGCGUCUAUCAGUGCAUUGACAGGCUCACGGAUGAGAUGGCUGAAGUGACAGUUUUUGUCCCAGAUCCGGAGUUUUGGUUUGUGGUGAGGCCCCAUGGCAUGGUGGCGAAAACCAGUGAAGAAAGCAUCGUCCCUUGUGUGGCCACCAACCCAAACAUCACUGUGAGUCUGUACGAGAUGGACACCCACAAGUUCAUAACAGGGCGCUAUAUACCUGGCGAGGGGUACAGGGCGCAUCUGGAGGACAGAACAUAUGUGUGUCAUGGACAGCUGAAUGGAAAGCUGAGAGAAUCUCAGUCUUUUGACGUGUUCAGCAUUACAGUGCCUAAUGGGGUCGACCCUUACAUCAACACUUCAAAGACGGUCCUGAAGCAGGGCGAGCCGUUGACUAUAAACUGCACUGUGCAUGGAGUGGACCUUGUGUCUUUUUACUGGAAUGUUCCAGACACAGUGGCUGACAAGGUUGAUCAAGAGACAGACUACUCCUCCCUGAAGGGCAUGCAGUCCAGACUGACCUUCCCUGAUACUACUGUGGACCAUAGCGGAAACUACGAGUGUGAAGUUGUGGAAUCGACGCAGGGCUUCACGGGGUCUUCCACCGUCACCAUCACUGUGCUCGAGAAUGGCUUUGUGGAGUUGAAGCCUGCCCGGCAGCAAAACAUUUCAGCCAAGCUUCAGGACAAUGUGGAACUAAGAGUGGACAUCACAGCCUACCCUCCCCCUAAGAUUCGCUGGACCAAAGAUGGGACCACCAUCAAGGAAGAAAAAGCUAUCGUCUUUAGACAGGAGCAUGAAAUAAGGUAUGUGACCAUUCUCACCAUGGUGAGGGUGAGGGCCGAGCAGAAAGGCCUCUACACGGCCAUCAUAUUCAAUGGAGACGACACAAAGGAGGUUGUGUUUGACCUGGAAGUCCAAGUUCCUGCUCGGAUUAAAGAGCUGACCGACCACCAUCUCCCAGGGUUGAAAGACGUGGUGACCUGCACCGCUGAGGGCUAUCCGACCCCGACCAUUUACUGGUACAGCUGUGACAGCAUGCUCAAGUGCAACGAAACAGCUGAAUUGCAUCCUCUGAAGCCGCAGCCGGAGGAGCUGAGCAUCCAAACCAAUGUCAGCUAUAUCAAGGCCCGGGAAGUCAGCCGCGUAAGCAGCCAGGUGAUUUUCCACAAGCCCCAGCAGGUCACAGUUCGCUGUGAGGUACUCAACCAAGCCGGAGAUGACGGAAGGAACAUCAAACUGGUGCACAGCACCUGGUUCUCCCAGGUGGCAGUACUGGCUGCUGUCCUGGCCUUAGUGGUCAUUUUCAUGUUGUCUAUCAUCAUCCUCAUUGCUGUAUGGAGGAAGAAACCUCGCUAUGAGAUCAGAUGGAAGGUCAUAGAAUCCGUUAGCCAGGAUGGACAUGAGUAUAUUUAUGUGGAUCCCAUCCACCUGCCCUAUGACCUGGCCUGGGAGAUGCCCAGAGAAAACCUGGUGUUGGGUCGCACUCUUGGAUCAGGGGCUUUUGGCAGGGUGGUCGAGGCAACUGCGUACGGUCUCACACAUUCCCACUCCAGCACAAAGGUGGCGGUGAAAAUGCUCAAAUCCUCAGCCAGGAGGAGUGAGACGCAGGCGCUGAUGUCUGAGCUGAAGAUCAUGAGUCACCUUGGGCCUCAUCUCAACAUAGUCAACCUGCUCGGAGCGUGCACCAAACACGGUCCUCUUUACCUGGUUACGGAGUACUGUCGUUAUGGUGACCUAGUGGACUACCUGCAUAGGAACAAGCACACCUUCCUCCAUUACUAUGCUGAGAAAAACCAGGACAGCGGCUGCAUCAUCUCCAGAGGAAGCACUCCUCUCAGCCAGAGAAAAGGUUAUGUGUCCUUUGGAAGCGAAAGCGAUGGCGGGUACAUGGACAUGAGCAAAGACGAGCCUUCAAUCUACGUGCCAAUGCAGGAGCAACUGGACACCAUCAAGUAUGCAGACAUUCAGCCAUCUCCGUACGAAUCCCCCUAUCAGCAAGACCUCUACCAGGAACAAGGUGGAGGCAGACUAGAUCUGGUGAUUAGCGACUCCCCCAACCUCACCUACGAUGACCUGCUGGGCUUCAGCUACCAGGUGGCAAAAGGAAUGGACUUCCUGGCUUCAAAGAAUUGUGUCCAUCGUGACCUGGCUGCCAGGAAUGUAUUAAUCUGUGAAGGCAAGCUGGUGAAGAUCUGCGACUUUGGCCUGGCCAGAGACAUCAUGCAUGAUUCCAACUACAUCUCUAAAGGCAGCACAUUCCUGCCCCUGAAGUGGAUGGCACCGGAAAGUAUUUUCCACAAUUUAUACACCACCCUGAGCGAUGUUUGGUCAUAUGGCAUCCUUCUUUGGGAAAUUUUCACUCUUGGAGGAACCCCUUACCCUGACUUGCCCAUGAAUGAAAUCUUCUACAGUGCUUUGAAGCGAGGCUACAGGAUGGGCAAGCCUGCCCACGCCUCUGAUGAAGUGUAUGAGAUCAUGAAGAAGUGCUGGGAUGAGAAAUUUGAGAAGAGGCCUGAGUUCUCACUGCUGGUGCACAAUGUCGGAAACAUGCUGAUGGACAGCUACAAAAAGAGAUACAACCAAGUGAAUGAAAACUUCCUGAAGAGUGACCACCCUGCAGUGGCUCGCACCAAACCUCGACUCUCCUCGCCCUUUCCAGUCACCAACCAUGCCUUCAGAUCUCCCUCUCCCGUUACCUAUCCCCUCUCGGGAGAACACAACCAGAGCCCGAGGCCUGGAGACGGCUGGCGAGAGGCAGACGGACAGGAAGCCAUACCCUCGUACAACGAGUACAUCAUUCCGCUCCCUGACUUAAAGCCUGAGGAAGUUUUCACUGAAGUGGCGUCGGAGAGCCCAGUGAGCUCUUUGGUUCUGGAAGAAGAAGCCGACUCCACGUCUCAGGACACGGCUGAAACACUUCCAGAGGAGGACAGGGUGGAGGACACCAGUGAGAGAGACGCUCUGCUGGGCUCCAAUGGGACGCCUGAGGUAGAAGACAGUUUCCUGUAGCUCCUGAUUGGAACACCGAGGAAAACAGAGCCUCUUUCUGUAGGCUGAGAAGAAACCCGACUAAAACUGAAAUGUAGCAAAGAGACUGACUGAGAAGUAAUCUCUGUAGAUUCACUGAGCUCUCAAAAAGUGAUUCCUCAUUUGAGAACUUUUCCAUUCUCUAUACAGUCAUAACAAAUAUGGUACAAUCUUUCUCUCUGUUUUGGAGGUUUGCCAGACAAUGAAUGAAGUCACAUUCCUACACAAUCAGUUUAACCAAAGUAGUGAUGGUGUUUACUGUAGCUCCCAGCUCUGUCAGAUAGCUAAAAGGCCUUAGGAAGAUCAGAAUGUGUUUUAUUAUCACCGUAACUUGUCUCUUUGACUAUGUUUGAGGAUAUAUGUAAUUUUUAAGAAGCAUUUUUUAGGUUUCCCAUAGAAAACUGAUGAACGACAAUGUCAAAGAAAGACAACCUGUCUAAAACAGAGCAAUGUCUCUCAGCAGUGAUUAACACUAAUUCUAAAAUAUGAUCAGAUAUAGACAGGUUUUUAUCAAAUAACACUUUUAUCUGUAUCCUUUUUCUUAUAUUAGGUAAUAUCAGGAGCCUUAUUCAUUUUGUUUGUAAAGUUUAAUUCAUAGGAUGUGAAAUGCAGAAACCUUGGUGCACUGUAUGAAAGUGAAAUCUGUUUUUUGUCCUUUUACUUUGGUAUUUAGUGUAUUUUUAUGCCUGAGAUUUUAUCUUUACCUGAGAUUUCUUUGUCAUUUUUUUGGCUCAUUUUAUAGUUUUGUAACAGAUUUGCACUUUAUUUAGAGAAAAUUAGGAUAUUUGUAUCAACGAUAUAAAAUGACUCUGUGAAUGUUAGAAAGAGCCACUACAGCAUAAUCUGGGAUUAUUAGAUUGAUCUAAAUCCAAUCUGAUAUCAGUAAAAACAGGGAAACACUCCAGCAGCAUUUCACUGCCUUAGCACAAGGUGGCACACAUGAGAGUCAUUGUACUGACUUUUUAGUUAUAGCUUUCAUAGAGGGUUGCUUUAAUGUAUGGUGGAUAUAGUGUAUUAUAUUCUUAAAAUACCAGAUUAAUAAAGAACUUUAGAGCUUUUUUCAGCUUAUUAUUGAAAAAUAUCCAUUAUUCAACUAGAAAACAAGAGGAAAAGGAAAUAAAAGAAUAAAAGACUUAAUGAUCUGGUUGCAUAAACUUAAGCACAUUUAAACUCUGGAGACAUGUUUAUUUGUUUUCAAUUUGAGCCGUCCAGCUUCAGGGAUUCAUCCCGGCCAUUUUUCAUAGAGUUGAGCUCUCCCAGUGCAGUUUGCGAGUUUGCAUGCUUUAAUUUAGAGAAAGGAUACAAACAAUUAAAUUUAUCUCUUUAUAAAAAGUCAUUUCAGGAGAAAUCUAGGAGAUAUCCUAUAAUUAGAAUAAAAGGCACAGAGACUGGUCAUGGAGGCAAACAAGAGAGAAGAACAUGUAUUUCAAGUAAGCACUGGUUGCUUUUAACAUGUGAAAACUCUGCUGUAUUCUCUAUAUGUCUCCAUAUAAUGACUUUGAAGUAGUUUGAGAUAAGGCCUUUUUUACUUCAAAAUGAAAACACAUUAACCUGACUAGAAUUUCCCAAAGCCUUGCUCUAGAUUUACUGAUGGCUUCUUGAAACCCAACCUAACCUUCUGGUCACAAUUACAUAAAGUAAGUGUCUUUUCACAAAAGAAAACAAACAAGCAAGAAAAUUGAUGAACAUCAUGCACACUAUAAAACAUAGUGGUGGCAGCAUUAUGUGCUGCGAUUACAUUUCUUGAAGCAAAGUUUUUCAGUUCAAAUAUAACAUCUUAAAAAGUUCUAAACAGAGAUUUUAUUUCCCAUCAUAAAUCCUUGCUAGAUGGUAAUAAAAAAAUAGAAAAAUGCAGAGAGACUUUAAAAAUAAAAACUACAAAUUAAGGAUGUGUGACGAUGACUAACAAAGAAGACUCCAUACUGGCAUAAAAUCAGAAGAUACUCAAAGUAAUGCAACACCUAUGCAACCAGGUUCUUAGGGGUCUUUUAUUUUUAUUUUCAUUUUUUUUUUUGUGCUUCUUUGUGGAUUAUACAGAAGGUGGAAAAAGGGAUAAAAUAUUUUUUCAUGCCCUAUUUUUUUGUGUGUGUCAUAAAAGGAUGGCAUUUAUACACUGGUGAGUAGAAACCAUUAGAUGACAAACCAAUGUGCACAUGUAAACCAAGUGUAUCUUGUUGCUUUGUGUCACUUUUCUUUUAUAGUUUUAUAACUCUGUACUUUACAUGGCCUUUAAAAAGAACACCUCCUUAUUUCCUGACAGUGCAAAAGGCACACAAUCACUCUGCCACAAGCUAUAUGGUACCAAAGCUCUUGUUAACUUUUAUAAAUGUAUUUUUAUAUGUGUUGUUUUUUUAUGCUGUAAAUGUGUCAAUAAAUCAGUAAUAGCACAAUA